AGAGAUUUACAAUCACCAAUAGUUUCGUUUCUACGGAGAUUUAGUUCAAUUGACUCAACAGAAUUUGCAUUGCCUUCUUUUGUUUGUUUUGCCGGUUUUGUUUCUCCAGUUUAUCAAACAGAUGGCUAAUUGGAAGGAUUUAAAUUAUUUGCAUGUUUUGUAAAAUGUCAAAGUCAGUUAGAUUUUACAGGAGGUGGACAAUGUUGCCCAGUGUAUUUUUGUACCCGUUGUUCCUGUCUUUAAACGCGCCUGUUGUGGCAUCAAGCAGCUUCUUUAUGCUUGAAAAAGGAGACCAAAAUGCUAUAAAUGUUGGCAUCUCAAAGAUGCAUUUUAGGUGUGAUCGCGAGCAAAGUUGUGCAUACAUUAAAUUCAACCAGGUGACACAAGAGUUUCAGCUUUUAACAGAGAAUUACGUUAUCAGUGAGGCAGACGAAGAUACAGAAACAGUUUGGAGAAAAGUUUUACAGAUUUAUCCUUCCUGCAAAGAGGCCUUACCAGGGGACCUUAACAACGGGGUAUACUGGAUUCAGCACAAGAAUAUGCAAGAACCAAUAAAAGUCAAAUGCAACAGAGAGACAGGAAAUGUUCUCGCAGUAUUUGAUCACGACAGCGAAUCGCGCAUAGUGGUUAGAGGGUUUGAAGACCCUGGAUCGUAUCGGCACAGAAUCACCUACACGAAUCGACUUCAAGACUUGACAAGCUUUGUCGACUCGUCACGUCAAUGCCGCCAGUUCACUAGAAUUGAUUGCAUCUCAAUGGGUUUGUAUUUCCCUUCCUCGAGUACCCCAUAUUAUGGAUACCUCGUCGAUAGAAGCGGGAAUGGAAUGAAGUACUUUGGUGGUGGGCCAACAAAUGGAAGAGGAUGCAGUUGUGGGAUAACUGGUACAUGUGCAAAAAGUUCAGAUCUUUGCAACUGUUAUGCAAAUGAUGCGGUAUGGCGAUUUGACGAGGGAUUUGUCACCGACAACAAGAGGCUGCCAAUAACUGAAGUGAGGCUUGGAGAUACAGGUGACGCGUCUGAAGAAGGUGCCCAUACCAUUGGAAAACUUAUCUGUGAAGAGUGGCCAUAAGCAUUCAUUAAAGACUACCAUCAAUUCAAAUUCUGCAGGGGAUCAACCAAAAAUUGGAACAAGGAGGUGAUUCCCGUUAGUUGAGAGUUGAAAAACAAAACAAUUGCAACUAUGCAGUGGGAGAAGUGAAUACUUAAAGAGACACAAUUGAACACUCCAGAUGAAUUAAAACAGAAGAGAUGAAAGUCGUAUAAGAGAGAAAAAAUCAUCUUUCACUUAUUUCUGCAAAAUUCUCAAUAUUACAAAUCGGAAAGGAAAGGGAAAUUUGCACGUAUGACGUAUGAUUUUAUAAAGUUCUAAAGUUAUGACGUCACAAAAUCAAUUUUUACAAUUUUUGAAUUUCGAUUCAAAAACUGAAAGAGCAUCGUGAAAUACCUCUAAAGUUACAAAAUCAGUCAAAUGUGUUGGAAAAAUAUGGUUACAUUAGCACAGGCUCUUUCCCCACCAAACCUCUGUAACUUGGUCUGAAUUCAUAGAACAGGGUAAAAUAACAGUACUCCGAAAUUGAACUUCAAAUAUUUUACUGGCCAUAUCUCCCCCGAUUUUAGAUAUAUUCCACUGAUUUUGCAUAUUUGGAAGUAUUUCACUGUGCUUCUUAUGUAAUUUGGUUAAAAUUCAAAAAUUGUAAAACAAGUUUUUUGUGACAUCACACAAGACAUCGCGGAGCAGGGAGGGGGCUGGGGAACGCUUUAGCCCCCCCCCACUUUCUGCGAAAAAUGCAAAAUAUUGAGAAAUAAACUACCAGUAAAGCCAUUUUUCAUUCGGUUUUAGCCCUCGCACUUUUUUAGACCCCUCACAUUUUCCAAUGCUCCGCGAUGCCUGCAAAGUGAAAAACUCUAAUGCUGUAAAUAGACUGCUCUUAGUUUAGCAACGAUUUCAUUUUUGUUCACUCUCCACAGAUAUCGUCCACACAAAGCACAAAUAUACCUCAUAAGAAAUACUAUUUUAUAUGCCACCAAGAUAAAAAACAAACUAAAGUAAAUCAUUCAUACGAAUACGCCAAAGCUUAAAAUGAAAAUGUUUAGUAACCAAUGAAAUUGUAGCACCACAGGGCUCAACUAUAGGACCACUUCUCUUCAGUUUUCCUUUUUCAAGUAUAUUUUAAUCAUGUAAUUCAAUCCAUUAUAAUUUCUGUGAACAAGAGUUGCCUAGCAGCCCUGGUAAACUGUUAAUAGUGGCAGUUUUUUUAAAGAUCUUAUGAAUUUGAUCUCUAGAAAAUUUAUCUUCGGGAUGCAUGCAACAAAUGAUUGUCAAAUGGCAUCAGUAUCGGGUGACAAAUAUAUAAUAAGCAUUUACAAUAUACGGCUUAACAAAUAACGUGUGAGACUAUAUUAUAAGGAGGUCUUUGUCGCAUGGAGUUACACUUAAUCAUGAAUACGCUUCGUUAUUGUUAGCGAAAAUAUCACGGUUCAACUGCUGUAAGCCAGAGGAAGGUUAUCCAAAGAACAGUUGUUUUGAGGAAGGCCAAUGUAUGGCUUGACAAGAGUAUAUAAAGUGAGAAGAAUUUACCGUACUGUUUGAACUUUCCAUUGAAGAUGAUACAAAAAAAUAGAAACAUAGCUUAGUAUUUCCUGUCAAUUAGUGAAGACCAGACGACAAAUGAUUUAACUUGAAAUCCAUUUCUAAGAAAAUUUAAGGCUACGUUAAACCUUUUUCAACGCAAUAUUUGGUUUUCUCUUCUUAAAAGCAAAACUAUUAACGGAAUCAGAUUAAACUAUACAUCAUCGAUGCACAAGAAUGUGGCAAAUUCAACCAUAUAAAAAUAUUUGGCAAAUAUUGAUAUUUUCCAGGCAAAUUUAUUGCUCAAAUGAGUGUACCACCUUCAAAACUAUUCUGUACCCUUGCGUUUCAGGUAUCAAAAUCUGACUCAUAUCAGUAGAAAGUGUAGAUCCUUAGCUACCGAAGCGUGUCUCAGAUAUUUCAAAUUUCUCCUCCAAUUGAAACUGUACCCUGUCAAAAAUUGGCAAACAAUUUCUCUUCCCUCUUAUCGCUGUAAUUGGCUAUAAAAGACGGACCAGACCAAAUACAAAAAUUUUGAGACAAACGUUUUGUACCCGACAUCUGUCCUGGCCGUGUGCAGAGCCUUUCGAAUGGUUCCUUGGGUACAAAAUAGCUUUUUCGUACCUGUAGGCAGGGCUAUGGCUGUGAAAAUGUGAUUUCUUAUCUAACCGAAAUAAUAUCGAUGGUUUUAUAUACUUUCGAGUAUGGAGACCCAGAAUCCAAGAUGGGACCAAAACUUUUCGCCUCAGUAUCACGUGUUUGAUGACGUCAUCGACAACGGCAAAAACAGUCAUAAAUCCGUUAUAUAUUCCAAAUGAAUUGUACAAUAUAGCAAUUCUAGGUUUUAUGUGAAGGCACAUUUCAAGAGCUUUCAAUUGAUGUAUCAUAUAAUUGAGUUUGCUGACUAAAUUGACUCAACAGAAUUUGCUUUGCUUUCUUUUGUUUGAUCUGCUUGUUUUGUUUUUGCUAAAUAUAUUAAGGUAGAUAAAUAAAUAAAGGUAAAAAAAUAGAUAAAGGAGAAGGGACAUUAUUAUCAGAAUUUGAAUUGCGAGAUUUCCAAGAAAAAAAACGGAUUUCCAGGGGCUUUCAAAAACAAAACAUUGGGUAUUUCAACCAAAGGUGCAUCCAAUUUCCACGGAGUGAUUUUUUCCUCGUGGUAAUUUGCGAUUCUGGUUGUUACGCGUAGCUGUGAUACAGGCCUUAUGCAGACUGACAGCAUCCUGGUAUAGAGAACAAUUAUAAGAGUGUAUGGUCAAUUAAAACUUGUUUCCCUUGCUCCUCUGUUGAAUAUUGAUGCCUAGCUCGCUUAGAAUCGCUCCUCGGUUGACUUUGCGUUGAGAUAGAAGUUUCACAAACUUUCCCUCCAAAACAAUGGCAUUCCCGAACCUUACUGCGCAUGUUCCAUCAAUACAUUUUUCAAAAGUCUCGUUUGCAUUUCAACCUUUGGCCGUUCGUAUCACUAACAACUGAAGUCUUACAAAACAGAUAACUGAUUGGAAGGCUUUAAAUUAUUUGCAUGUUUUGUAAAAUGUCAAAGUCAGUUAGAUUUUACAGGAGGUGGACAAUGUUGGUCAGUGUAUUUUUGUACCCGUUGUUCCUGUCUUUAAACGCGCCUGUUGUGGCAUCAAGCAGCUUCUUUAUGCUUGAAAAAGGAGACCAAAAUGGUAUAAAUGUUGGCAUCUCAAAGAUGCAUUUUAGGUGUGAUCGCGACCAAAGUUGUGCAUACAUUAAAUUCAACAAGGUGUCACAAGAGUUUCAGCUUUUAACAGAGAAUUACGUUGUCAGUGAGGCAGACGAAGUUACAGAAACAGUUUGGAGAAAAGUUUUACAGAUUUAUCCUUCCUGCAAAGAGGCCUUACCAGGGGACCUUAACAACGGGGUAUACUGGAUUCAGCACAAGAAUAUGCAAGAACCAAUAAAAGUCAAAUGCAACAGAGAGACAGGAAAAGUUCUCGCAGUAUUUGAUCACGACAGCGAAUCACGCAUAGUGGCUAAAGGGUUUGAAAUCCCUGGAUCGUAUCGGCACAGAAUCACCUACACGAAUCGACUUCAAGACUUGACAAGCUUUGUCGACUCGUCACGUCAAUGCCGCCAGUUCACUAGAAUAGAUUGCAUCUCAAUGGGCUUGUAUUUCCCUUCCUUGAGUACCCCAUAUUAUGGAUACCUCGUCGAUAGAAGCGGUAAUGGAAUGGAGUACUUUGGUGGUGGGCCAACAAAUGGAAGAGGAUGCAGUUGUGGGAUAACUGGUACAUGUGCAAAAAGUUCAGAUCUUUGCAACUGUUAUGCAAAUGAUGCGGUAUGGCGAUUUGACGAGGGAUUUGUCACCGACAACAAGAGGCUGCCAAUAACUGAAGUGAGGCUUGGAGAUACAGGUGACGCGUCUGAAGAAGGUGCCCAUACCAUUGGGAAACUUAUCUGUGAAGAGUGGCCAUAAGCAUUCAUUAAAGACUACCAUCAAUUCAAAUUCUGCAGGGGAUCAUCGGAGGAGAUUUCCGUUAGUUGCACGUUGAAAAACAAAACAAUUGCAACUAUGCAUAGUGGGAGAAUUGAAUGCUUAAAGAGACACAAUUAAACACUCCAGAUGAAUUAAAACCAAAUGGAUGAAAGUCGUAUAAGAGAGCAACAAUCAUAUUUCACUUAUUACUGCAAAAUUCUCAAUAUUACAACACGGAAAGGAAAGGAAAAUUUGCACAUUGAAUAUAAUGCAUCCACAUGAAGCAUAGCUUGUAAUAUAGUCACAAAGGGAAAGUCUUUAUGUUUAUCCUUUGUUUGCCUUUCCAGUAGGUAAAACACCUUAAUAUCUUGUUAUGUCUAUCGACAUUUUUUGACGUAUGAUUUAAAAGAAGUUCUAAAGUUAUGACGUCACAAAAUCAAUUUUUACAAUUUUUUAAUUUAGAUCCAAAAACUGAAAGAGCAUCGUGAAAUACCUCUAAAGUUACAAAAUCAGUCAAAUGUGUUUGCAAAAAUAUGGUUACAUUAGCACAGGCUCUUUCCCCACGAAACCUCUGUAACUUGGUCUGAAUUCAUAGAACAGGGUAAAAUAACAGUACUCCGAAAUUGAACUUCAAAUGUUUUACUGGCCAUAUCUCCCCCGAUUUUAGAUAUAUUCCACUGAUUUUGCAUAUUUGGAAGUAUUUCAUCGUAUUUUUUAUGUAAUGUGGUUAAAAUUCAAAAAUUGUAAAACAAGUUUUUUGUGACGUCACACAAGACAUCGCGGAGCAGGGAGGGGGCUGGGGAACGCUUUAGCCCCCCCCCCCACUUUCUGCGAAAAAUGCAAAAUAUUGAGAAGUAAACUACCAGUAAAGCCAAUUUUUAUUCGAUUUUUGCCCUCGCACUUUUUUAGACCCCUCACAUUUCCCAAUGCUCUGCGGUGCCUGCAAAGUGAAAAACUCUAAUGCUGUAAAUAGACUGCUCUUAAUGUAGCAACUAUUUCAUUUUUGUUCACACUCUCCACAGAUAUCGUCCACACAAAGCACAAAUUUACCUCACAAGAAAUAAUAUUAUAUAUGCCACCAAGAUAAAAAACAAACUAAAGUAAAUCAAACCUAACUUGCUCACGACCGGGCAAAUUUCAUAAGCAGAAAACAUUUCAUUCAUACGGGUCAGCCAAAGCUGAAAAUGAAAAUGUCUAGUAGGCAAUGAAAUUGUGGCACCACAGGGUUCAAUUAUAGGACCUCUUCUCUUCAGUUUUCCUUUUUCAAAUACAUUGUAAUAAUGUAAUUCAAUCCAUUUUAAUUUCUGUGAACAGGAGAUGGCUAACAGCCCUGGAAAACUGUUAAUAGUGGCUGUUUUUUUAAAAAUCUUAUGAAUUUGAUCUCUAGAAAAUUUAAACUUCAGGAUGCAUGCAACAAAUGAUUGUCAAAUGGCAUAAUUAUCGGGUGACAAAUUUAAAUUAGCAUUUACAAUACACUGCUUAACAAAUAACGUGUGAUUUUAUAUCAUAAGGAGGCCUCUUUUGCGUGGAGUUACACUUAAUCAUGAAUACGCUUCGUUAUUGUUAGCACUCAGCCAGGGUCACGAAAACAUCACGGUUCCACGGCUGUGAAUCAGAAGAAGGUUAUCCAAACAACAGUUGUUUUGAGGAAGGCCAAUGUAUGGCUUGACAAGAGUAUAAAAAGUGAGAAGAAUUUACCGUACUUUUUGAACUUUCCAUUGAAGAUGGUAGAAAACAAUGGAAACAUAGCACACUAUUUCCUGUCAAGGCGUGAAGACCCGACCAUAAUUGGUUUAGCUUGAAAUCCAUUUCUUGGAAAGGUUAUGGUAAACGUUUUUGACACGAUAUUUGGCUUUCUCUUCCAAAAAGCAAGACUAUUAACGGAAUCAGAUUAAACUAUACAUCAUUCGAUGCACAAGAAUGUGGUGAUUUCAACCAUAUCAAAAUAAUUGGUAAAUAUUGUAAAAUGAUAUUUUCCAGUCAAAUUUAUUGCUUAAAUGAGUGUACCACUUUCAAAAGCUAUUGAGGUAACAAAAUCUGACUUAUAUCAGCAGAAAGCGCAGACCUUAUGUCUCGUAUUUUUCAAAUUCCUACUCGCUUUGAAACUAUACCCUGUCGAAACAGCCAUUUCCGUGACGCUUAUUGCGUCGUCAUGUGCUUACAGAUAGUUCCAGAAAAGAUGUGACAGAACUCCUCGAUGAACUGCUGGUAGGAAUUAGGGAAGCUUAGGCUGCAAUAAAAUUUCGUCUUGUGCUUCCAGAUAGUUCCAGGAAAGAUGUGACAGAACUCCUCAAUGAACUGCUGGUAGGAAUUAGGGAAGCUAAUGCUGCAAUGAAAUUUUCAUUAUAAAAGGAGCCUCCAUCAGGGACAUAAAAAGGAUCCUCUGGAAACGAGUCAACAUCAAGUCCAAUUAAAGACCAAAUAGAGUUUGCUAUCUGGAGGAAAUGUGAAUAACUCAUCAUAAAAAGCUGUGUCUAAGUCUAGCUCUGAUCCGAGACCUCUGACAGCUGUUAUUAGACGUUGAAACAUCAAGAGCGGGUCGAUAGAAAUGAUUUCACCAUCUAUUUGGAUGCUGGAUCUUGCUUUCAUGAUUACGGCAAUGUCUUUCCUUUUAAACGUAUACUCUCCAACUUCACUUCGAGACAUUGAUUCUAAAAUACAUUUCCCGAUUUUCUUUGCAUCAUCUACAUUGACAGCACAAAUUGCAACCUCUACCGUGUCAAUGCUUGUAAGCUCCUUACAGUUGUCAAACGGAUUUCUUGACGUCUCUUGAUACGAGUUUGAGAUGUUUCUUUGUGCUGUUCACUUGUUUCAUACGCAACAUUUGUAACUUCUUGCAUUGUACGAUUUACUUCAGCACAGGCAGGUGUUGAGCAGAGCCAAAUUGCUCUUUGAAGUUCGGUCAUCCCUCUCCCACGAGUGAGUCCGCCAGUUGUUUUCAAACUUCUCUUUAGAACUUGUUCAAUCACAAGGUCAAUUGAAAGUCCUGCCCAAAACGGUUACUUCUUCUGACAACAUGAUACCUCUGCUGAAACUUAACAUAGACAUUUGGAUGGGUUUCCUGAAGAUUUGACAUUUUUGUAGAUAGAUGUGAGCAGACUUGGCGUAAAGUGAAUGACCAGAUGCUGCAAAGAAGGGUAACAUUUUUCCCAAACAACAGCAGCCAUCUUGAAUUCAAGGCAACCAUUUUGGAUCAAAUUACAAUAAGAAUUUCUCUAAAAUUAUUUUUAAAACACCUUUCCUCUAUCGAAAGUAUUUUUGCAGUAAAAUUGCAAAAUUAUAACUGUAAAAUUGCAAAAUAUUAGAUUUUUCAAUAUUUAUGAAAAUUUAGGGAAACUUUUGGGGUUUACCUCUCAAAAUGAGCAGUGGUAUUUUGGGAAAUUGCCUCAACCCUUUGUGGUAAGUUUUUGCUCCCCUUGUGUAUAAACAUGCAUUAGAUAUAAACUUGAUCUACUAAUAGGACAUUCAGUGGCGUUAUCCCAGUUUUGGAGAAAGCCCCUGUAUCUCGAAAAAGCCCCCUCUCCUACUCUAUCAACAUUUCCUUUUGAAUUCCACACCUAAAACUAGUCUUGCAAUAGUUGGUUUGGUAAAGUUUCUCUUCUGGUGGUUAUUGACAGCUCUUUCACAGGCUGCAUCCCAGUUUUUGGAUAAAACCCCUGUCUCUCGGAAAAGCCCCCCUCUCCCGCCCGAUCGACAUCCAGAUUUGAAUUUUACACAACAAACUGGUCUGCAAAAAGUUGGUCUGGUAAAGACCCUCGUCGGGUGGUAAUGCUCCUCCUUGUCCCUCUGGACUACAAGACAAAAACACAAAUUACUCUAUAGAAGGGUGGGAUCUCACCUCGUGGCUCACAGGCUGGAAGGUGGGAAGAUUUUCUCCAUGUAAACAGGCCCUAACAGGCCAAAUAACUUACAAAAUAUGUCACCAGUUUUAUGGCUCUAUAUUAUUUAUAUAUUUAACUUUGUUUUAAUACAGAAUUAAUUUUAUUGCAAUAGAAAUUGUAUUUUAAACGAUUUCUGUUUGGAAUGUAUAUUUUUGCUGAGACUUAUAACGACAGUGAGGUAAACUGAAUAUUCAUAACGUCUCAAUUGAAACAAAUAAUUUUACAACGCAAACAAGAUAUUUAUAGCCGAGAAUUUCUAAUAAUGACGAUGAUGACGUAGGUGAUUUACAAUCACCAAUAGUUUCGUUUCUGCGUAGAUUAAGUUAAAUUGACUCAAAAGAAAUUGCAUUGCUUUCUUUUGUUUGUUCUGCCGGUUUUGUUUCUGCAGUUUAUAAAACAGAUGGCUAAUUUGAAGGCUUUAAAUCUUUUGCAUGUUUUGUAAAAUGUCAAAGUCAGUUAGAUUUUACAGGAGGUGGACAAUGUUGCCCAGUGUAUUUUUGUACCCGUUGUUCCUGUCUUUAAACGCACCUGUUGUGGCAUCAAGCAGCUUCUUUAUGCUUGAAAAAGGAGACCAAAAUGGUAUAAAUACUGGCAUUUCAAAGAUGCACUUUAGGUGUGAUCGCGACCAAAGUUGUGCAUACAUUAAAUUCAACAAGGUGUCACAAGAGUUUCAGCUUUUAACAGAGAAUUACGUUAUCAGUGAGGCAGACGAAGAUACAGAAACAGUUUGGAGAAAAGUUUUACAGAUUUAUCCUUCCUGCAAAGAGGCCUUACCAGGGGACCUUAACAAUGGGGUAUACUGGAUUCAGCACAAGAAUAUGCAAGAACCAAUAAAAGUCAAAUGCAACAGAGAGACAGGAAAAGUUCUCGCAGUAUUUGAUCACGACAGCGAAUCACGCAUAGUGGUUAGAGGGUUUGAAGACCCUGGAUCGUAUCGGCACAGAAUCACCUACACGAAUCGACUUCAAGACUUGACAAGCUUUGUCGACUCGUCACGUCAAUGUCGCCAGUUCACUAGAAUAGAUUGCUUCAGAAUGAGUUUGUAUUUCGCUUCCUCGAGUACCCCAUAUCGUGGAUACCUCGUCGAUAGAAGCGGGAAUGGAAUGAAGUACUUUGGUGGUGGGCCAACAAAUGAAAGAGGAUGCAGUUGUGGGAUAAAUGGUACAUGUGCAAAAAGUUCAGAUCUUUGCAACUGUUAUGCAAAUGAUGCGGUAUGGCGAUUUGACGAAGGAUUUGUCACCGACAACAAGAGGCUGCCAAUAACUGAAGUGAGGCUUGGAGAUACAGGACAUGCGUCUGAAGAAGGUGCCCAUACCAUUGGGAAACUUAUCUGUGAAGAGUGGCCAUAAGCAUUCAUUAAAGGCUACCAUCAAUUCAAAUUCUGCAGGGGAUCAACCAAAAAUUGGAACAAGGAGGUGAUUUCCGUUAGUUGCACGUUGAAAAACAAAACAAUUGCAACUAUGCAGUGGGAGAAUUGAAUGCUUAAAGAGACACAAUUAAACACUCCACAUGAAUUAAAACAGAAGAGAUGAAAGUCGUAUAAGAGAGCAACAAUCAUAUUUCACUUAUUACUGCAAAAUUCUCAAUAUUACAAAUCGGAAAGGAAAGGAAAAUUUGCACAUUGAAUAUAAUGCAUCCACAUGAAGCAUAGCUUGUAAUAUAGUCACAAAGGGAAGGUCUUUAUGUUUAUCCUUUGUUUGCCUUUCCAGUAGGUAAAACACCUUAAUAUCUUGCUAUGUCUAACGACAUUUUUCGACGUAUGAUUUAAAAGCAGUUCUAAAGUUAUGACGUCAUAAAAACUAUUUUUACAAUUUUUGAAUUCAGAUCCAAAAACUGAAAAGGCAACGAGAUCUCUAAAGUUACAAAGUCAGUCAAAUGUGUUACGAAUUGGCAAAAAUAUGGUUACAUUAGCACAGGCUCUUUCCCACCAAACCUCUGUAACUUGGUCUGAAUUCAUAGAACAGGGUAAAAUAACAGUACUCUGAAAGUGAACUUCAAAUAUUUUACUGGCCAUAUCUCCCCCGAUUUUAGAUAUAUUCGAAUGAUUUUGCAUAUUUGGAAGUAUUUCAUCGUGUUUCUUAUGUAAUUUGGUUAAAAUUCAAAAAUUGUAAAACAACUUUUUUUUUCCAUCACACAAGACAUCGCUGAGCAGGGAGGAGGGCUGGGCAACGCUUAAGCCCCCCCCCCCACUUUCUGCAAAAAUGCAAAAUAUUGAGAAGUAAACUACCAGUAAAGCCAUUUUUUAUUCGGUUUUUGCCCUCGCACUUUUUUAGAUCCCCCACAUUUCCCAACGCUCCGCGGUGCCUGCAAACUGAAAAACUCUAAUGCUGUAAAUAGACUGCUCUUAGUGUAGCAACGAUUUCAUUUUUGUUCACACUCUCCACAGAUAUCGUCCACACAAAGCACAAAUAUACCUCAUAAGAAAUACUAUUUUAUAUGCCACCAAGAUAAAAAACAAACUAAAGUAAAUCAUUCAUACGGAUACGCCAAAGCUUAAAAUGAAAAUGUUUAGUAACCAAUGAAAUUGUAGCACCACAGGGCUCAACUAUAGGACCACUUCUCUUCAGUUUUCCUUUUUCAAGUAUAUUUUAAUCAUGUAAUUCAAUCCAUUAUAAUUUCUGUGAACAAGAGUUGCCUAGCAGCCCUGGUAAACUGUUAAUAGUGGCAGUUUCUUUAAAGAUCUUAUGAAUUUGAUCUCUAGAAAAUUUAAACUUCGGGAUGCAUGCAACAAAUGAUUGUCAAAUAGCAUCAGUAUCGGGUGACAAAUUUAUAAUUAGCAUUUACAAUAUACGGCUUAACAAUUAACGUGUGAGACUAUAUUAUAAGGAGGUCUUUGUCGCAUGGAGUUACACUUAAUCAUGAAUACGCUUCGUUAUUGUUAGCACUCAGCCAGGGUCGCGAAAAUAUCACGGUUCAACGGCUGUGAGCCAGAGGAAGGUUAUCCAAAGAACAGUUGUUUUGAGGAAGGCCAAUGCAUGGCUUGACAAGAGUAUAUAAAGUGAGAAGAAUUUACCGUACUGUUUGAACUUUCCAUUGAAGAUGAUACAAAAAAAUGGAAACAUAGCUUACUAUUUCCUGUCAAUUAGUUAAGACCAGACGACAAAUGAUUUAACUUGAAAUCCAUUUCUAAGAAAAUUUAAGGCUACGGUAAACCUUUUUCAACGCAAUAUUUGGUUUUCUCUUCUUAAAAGCAAAACUAUUAACGGAAUCAGAUUAAACUAUACAUCAUCGAUGCACAAGAAUGUGGCAAAUUCAACCAUAUCAAAAUAUUUGGCAAAUAUUGAUAUUUUCCAGGCAAAUUUAUUGCUCAAAUGAGUGUACCACCUUCAAAACUAUUCUGUACCCUUGCGUUUCAGGUAUCAAAAUCUGACUCAUAUCAGUAGAAAGUGUAGAUCCUUAGCUACCGAAGCGUGUCUCAGAUAUUUCAAAUUUCUCCUCCAAUUGAAACUGUACCCUGUCAAAAAUUGGCAAACAAUUUCUCUUCCCUCUUAUCGCUGUAAUUGGCUAUAAAAGACGGACCAGACCAAAUACAAAAAUUUUGAGACAAACGUUUUGUACCCGACAUCUGUCCUGGCCGUGUGCAGAGCCUUUCGAAUGUUUCCUUGGGUAUAAAAUAUCUUUUUCGUACCUGUCGACAGGGCUAUGGCUGUGAAAAUGUGAUUUCUUAUGUAACCGAAAUAAUAUCGAUGGUUUUAUAUACUUUCGAGUAUGGAGACCCAGAAUCUUAGAUGGGACCAAAACUUUUCGCCUCAGUAACACGUGAUUGAUGACGUCAUCGACAACGGCAAAAACAGUCAUAAAUCCGUUAUAUAUUCCAAAUGAAUUGUACAAUAUAGCAAUUCUAGGUUUUAUGUGAAUGCACAUUUCAAGAGCUUUCAAUUGAUGUAUCAUAUAAUUGAGUUUGUUUACAGACAACAGGAUUUCGAAGAUAAUUAAUAAUUGAGUUUGCUGACUAAAUUGACUCAACAGAAUUUGCUUUGCUUUCUUUUGUUUGAUCUGCUUGUUUUGUUUUAGCUAAAUAUAUUAAGGUAGAUAAAUAAAUAAAGGUAAAAAAAUAGAUAAAGGAGAAGGGACAUUAUUAUCAGAAUUUGAAUUGCGAGAUUUCCAAGAAAAAAAAACGGAUUUCCAGGGGCUUUCAAAAACAAAACAUUGGGUAUUUCAACCAAAGGUGCAUCCAAUUUCCACGGAGUGAUUUUUUCCUCGUGGUAAUUUGCGAUUCUGGUUGUUACGCGUAGCUGUGAUACAGGCCUUAUGCAGACUGACAGCAUCCUGGAAUAGAGAACAAUUAUAAGAGUGUAUGGUCAAUUGAAACUUUUUUCCCUUGCUCGUCUGUUGAAUAUUGAUGCCUAGCUCGCUUAGAAUCGCUCCUCGGUUCACUUUGCGUUGAGAUAGAAGUUUCACAAACUUUCCCUCCAAAACACUGGCAUUCCCGAACCUUACUGCGCAUGUUCCAUCAAUACAUUUUUCAAAAGUCUCGUUUGCAUUUCAACCUUUGGCCGUUCGUAUUACUAACAACUGAAGUCUUACAAAACAGAUGGCUAAUUGGAAGGCUUUAAAUCUUUUGCAUGUUUUGUAAAAUGUCAAAGUCAGUUAGAGUUUACAGGAGGUGGACAAUGUUGGUCAGUGUAUUUUUGUACCCGUUGUUCCUGUCUUUAAACGCGCCUGUUGUGGCAUCAAGCAGCUUGUUUAUGCUUGAAAAAGGAGACCAAAAUGGUAUAAAUACUGGCAUUUCAAAGAUGCAUUUUAGGUGUGAUCGCGACCAAAGCUGUGCAUAUAUUAAAUUCAACAAGGUGUCACAAGAGUUUCAGCUUUUAACAGAGAAUUACGUUAUCAGUGAGGCAGACGAAGAUACAGAAACAGUUUGGAGAAAAGUUUUACAGAUUUAUCCUUCCUGCAAAGAGGCCUUACCAGGGGACCUUAACAAUGGGGUAUACUGGAUUCAGCACAAGAAUAUGCAAGAACCAAUAAAAGUCAAAUGCAACAGAGAGACAGGAAAAAUUCUCGCAGUAUUUGAUCACGACAGCGAAUCACGCAUAGUGGUUAGAGGGUUUGAAAUCCCUGGAUCGUAUCGGUAAGCACCACAGAGUUGUUUAAUAAAGGUAUUCUUGAAAUUUUAUACAAAAUUAUAUAUUAAUGUAGUUAUAGAAUACUAUAGAUGACAACAUCAUUUAAAUCUACCACAAAAUAUAUGAUUUUUGUUUGCCUAAUAGCCUGAGUAUCAGGUAAUUAUUGAUAAUUAUUACAAGAUCUUCUACUUGGUUCAUAAAUUUCAGAACCCAGACAAAAUCACAUUGAUUUCGGGAAGUAGAUUGCAUCCAUACUUUCGAGAAAUUUUGAAUCGAAUUUAAAGUAUUUCAACUUGCAGGCUUAUUAACGAGGCUCUUCAAGAUUUUGUCCAGAGUCAAUAAUCACACAUAUAAAUUUUUUAUUGUAAAUUUGUCGAAAGUUCCAGACCAUCUUUCAAAACAAAUUUGCUUUACUCUAUUGGCAACUACCAAUAAAUAAACUUGCAUGUAAACAUUUCUAAAAUAUUUUCUUUGAUGAUAAGAGAAGUCAUGGAAAUGGAUGUCUGACUCAAAGAAAAUAUUGCUCAUUGUUCAAAAAAGGGCAUAAAAUAAGUAUUUCUAAACUAAUCAAUAAAAAAUGCGGUGAGCGUGUUUGUGGCUUUUAGACACAAAUCAAGUUGCAACUGUUGAUUUAAAUUAAAGCAUCCUUUGAAACAUGAGGUUAACAUGUGCCCCAAUAAGAUUUUUUAUAAAAAAAUAUAAAUUUUAUUGGCCUCAAUGUUCUAAAGAGUUUUCGUUUUGAGACUGAGAGUGAGAAAAAUUUGUUUUCUUUUUCAAAUUUGGUAGGGUUUUAGAGAGGCAUCGCCUGCCGUUCAAUAGGUGAUACGUGAAAAAAUUAUGUGAGUCAUGCGAUUCUCUUUUAUGAACUUCGCAAUGCAUACAUCUGUUUUUCAGUGUUUUUCAGUGGUUUUUAGUGGUUUUCAGUGUUUUUCAGUAUUUUUCAGUAUUUUUCAGUGUUUUUCAAUGUUUUUCAGUGUUAUUCAGUGUUAUUCAGUGUUUUUCAGUGUUUCUCAGUGUUAUUCAGUGUUUUUCAGUCUUUUUCGGUGUUUUUUAGUGUUUUCCAGUGUUUUUCGGUGCUUUUCAGUGUUUUUCGGUGUUUUUUAGUGUUUUCCAGUGUUUUUCGUUGUUUUUCGGUGUUUUUUGGUGCUUUUCAGUGUUAUGCAGUGUUUUUCGGUGCUUUUCAGUGUUUUUCGGUGUUUUUUAGUGUUUUCCAGUGUUUUUCGUUGUUUUUCGGUGUUUUUUGGUGCUUUUCAGUGUUAUGCAGUGUUUUUCGGUGCUUUUCAGUGUUUUUCGGUGUUUUUUAGUGUUUUC
This is a messenger RNA of Rhopilema esculentum, 15262 nucleotides long. The record is from RefSeq and is a predicted model, not a curated record. NCBI's taxonomy places the organism in Eukaryota, Metazoa, Cnidaria, Scyphozoa, Rhizostomeae, Rhizostomatidae.